AUGAGGAAUCCGGCUGUCGAAGCCAUGGCGCUGUUUUCUUGGAUGAUAUGCAUGCUGGUGGUCGUCCAUGGCGUCCUCGCAGCGAGUACUCUCUUGUCCACGGCAGCCCACUACCCCAAAGAAAACGAUGUGUCAUGCUACAGUGAAGCUUCAGAUAAGAAUCCCUGGCGGCCAGCACCUCAGAACAGAUUUCCAUGGUUUGUGAGCAUACGAGGGCGGAGCAGGGAGCACUUGUGUGCUGGGAUGCUCGUUGAAAAGCGCUAUGUUCUUUCCUCUGCGUAUUGUAUAGACAUUGUCGGCCCCAAUCCUAUUCUUGUAGUAAGCCCAACGGGUCUAAUGGAUGAUCGUUGGACUCCAGGUGUUCAGGAAAUCAGGGCAGAAACGGCCAUCAUACAUCCCCAAUGGACUGGGAAGGUUGAACACGGGCAUGAUGUGGCACUUCUCCGGCUCCCUAGGCCCCUUGACAUUGCAACUCCUCGACUCGCCUCUGUCAAGUCGAGGAGCCAGGAUGGAAAACCUGAGGUUCAGCCCAAUGCGAUUGUGUACUCAUUCAGGCUUGGCCAUGUUCUCGAAGUUGCGCAGUUCAAGGUUGUGGCUCGUGCGUCAUGCCCCAAUUUGACCAGCCUUAGCACUGAUUCGUUCUGCAUUCACUCCAAGGUUGCAUCAGGAUGUGAAGGAUGCUCUGGGGGCCCUGUAAUUGUGCCUGACACCCCUUUACAUCAAGAUUGCACAAGCAACGCCAGUCAAGGAUACCAUGAAAUUGACUUGGUGGUUGGCAUUGUUUCUUGUGCCAACUUUUCUGCUUUGGAGACAAGCGGUGUGGGUUGUAUAUUAAUAAGCGAAAUUGGCGACUGGCUGGAUUCCAUCAUUCCAUCUCGAAAGCCACAGUGGACAAGCGAUACACACCUUGUUGUUCUAUCUGCCAUCAUGGUGAUUGCCCUUGUGAUGGCAUUCAUUGCAACCAGAGACAUACCUCCAUGGGCAAGCGUGGUGUUCUGGCUGCUUGAGAUCGCUCUGGUUGUUUGCAUGGUCACACUCUGGGUGUACAUGUCUGAGGAUUUAGGCACGCCUAAUGAGCGGCUUGCAGAGGCUUUUGCCCAAAUAUCAGCCACCAUGGGGCACGGCUGGCAGCUGCUGUUGAGGACCCUUAUCACUGUCGAGCCCCAAUUGAUUCCAAAGAUGGCUACACCAUAUCAUGAUGACGUUUGCCAGCACCACUGGCUAAUAUGCCAGGCACAACAGUUCAUGAAAAGGCACAAUCUGGAGAUGUCACCUCUCAAUAUAAGCAUUUGCCUGUUCAUCACCGCCAUUUUGAUGAUGUUCAUCGUUCGGAUCAUGGGAUACAGGCCCCAAACGCCAACUGCACCAUCUUCAUUUGAACACAACCACAUCCCACUCAGAUUGGGCCAUUUCAUACAGAGGAACAGCCUUUGCAAUGAGAUAGUCGAUGCCCUGACUGAAUCGCAAGGCUCAGGUGCAGUCCCUCACGUGAGCAUUGAAGGAAUGGCAGGACUUGGCAAAACAACUCUGGCAAUUGAAAUUGCCCGAGAAGCACGGUGCUGUGAUCACUUCAAGGAUGGUGUUUUCUGGCUGCAUGUCCGAGUGCUCAGGUUACCGGCAAGCAGAGGAACUGUUGCUAUCCUGGGCAUGCUGCACGACCAGCUCUUGGAGGCGUUCUCAACCUGGUGGACAAGCGGGAGGAACAGAAGCAGAUGGGGGGAAGACGCGUAUGUUGCUGCCAUUCAACGGUUGGUGGGGAAGCGGAAAGUUUUGGUUGUGGUUGAUGGACUGCAGCACAAGGAGUUCGUCAGACCUUUGCUGCGGAUUGGAUGCCCACUGCUGGUUACCACGCAACUGAGCAAUCUGUUUGUUGGUACUGACGGUGCAAAGGCAGUGCGGCUUCAGCCACUGAAUGAUGAUCAGUCUCAUGAGCUGUUCAUCACGAUUUCCGAAGCACUGGAGAAGCGCCCCACUAUUGAGAGUUUCUUGGAGGAAUGUGGGGGCCAUCCACUUGCGCUUGUGAUUAUUGGUGCUGCACUCCGUCAGAGAAUUAAGGAUAGAGGUGACGAUGGAGAUGGGAGAGAUGUGGCUGAAAUGCUGUUGGACAGGAUUUCAGAUCCUGUGUCAAAGUUGGCACUGCGAAUUCCAAAUGUCGGGCUCCUGCACCCAGCUGAUCAGGAGAGGCACUUGUCGCUGAUGCGAUGCAAGGACAUUGAAUUGGACAACCUCAGUGAGCAUGAGAGGUCGUGCUACAUCGCACUCAAAGCCCUGACUGACUAUCAAUGCAUCACAGCAGAUGGGGUGUCACAGCUGUGGGACAUGCCUGAUCAGGAGGAGGCCUUGCAAAUGUUGCAUACGUUGGAAGGAAGGUGCUUGCUGGAGGGAGUCAAGGACUCAAAAGGGACCAUCAAGUCGUGGAAGCUGCACCGCCUCCAACAUGACCACUUGGCUGCCAUUGAAGCACAGCAGCCACACUACAGAACUGUCAUCAAUGCUGCAGCACAUCGACAAGGCAAACCUAGGAAGAAAGAAAAAAAGAAAGUUUGA
Molecule: messenger RNA, 2547 nt
Organism: Ostreobium quekettii
Lineage: Eukaryota; Viridiplantae; Chlorophyta; Ulvophyceae; Bryopsidales; Ostreobiaceae
Source: the annotation of a GenBank genome assembly